AUGAAUAAUAUUCUUAUCGAUUUAAUAAAAAUCGAACCGACAGUGACAAAACGAAAGGAACCUGUUGAUGAUGAUACUGUGACUAUCAAUACAUCAUUAUCAAUCAAUUCAUCAACGAACAUUUCGAAUUCAACAGAUCAACGUUCAUCUUUAUCUCCAAUAUUAACAGCUCUAUCAACUAAAUAUACAACAUCAACUGAAAUUAAAAAUAACACGAUUCUUAUUUUUGCAAAUCAAUCCACUUCAUUGUCAUUAUCAUCAACAUCUGCUACAAGUCAAGAAAUACCGAUGACUGUAGCAUCUAACAUAUUGGUUAGUUAUCUUAUUGAUCAAUUUAAUCAAUAUCGUGAUAUUGAUAUACUUUCUCGUAUAAAACAAUGUGAUUCAAAUAUGACACUUAAUGAUAUAUGUGAAACAUAUUCAUUUGAUAAUCAAACUUAUUCAUUAAUACGUGAAUCAAAUGUUGGAUUUCAAUCAUUACAAUAUAUUUAUGAUGCUCUUAUUGAUCGAAGUACUGUACAACAAUUAAAUACAUUUUGUUCAACUGCUCAAUGGUGUUUGACAAAUUUAACAACAUAUAGUAUACGUUUUACUGUUGAUAUUUUUCGACAACUUGGACAUUCAUUUUGUUCACUUGAAAGUUGUCAUCAUCGACUUCAGGCACAUAUAAAGGCAUGUCCAUCAAAUGUGACUACGAAUAUAAGUCAACCGACGCUAGCAUUAUUGCCAAUGUUAUGUACUCUUUAUCAAGAACAACAGAGUUGGAAUUCAACUGAAUGUUCUAGGCAAGUUGUGUAUCUUCUUCAUAUUCUUUAUGCAUUUUGGCCACAACUUGAAACAUGUUAUGCUGUGAUUACUGCUGGUUCUGGUGGUUGCACGUAUGAAUGUCUAGCAUUCGACUCUAUUUUUCAUGAAGUUGAAAAUCAAUGUAAUGGAGAAACUUCAUUUUUAAGACGAGUUCCUGCUUUGGUUUGGUAUCAAUCAUUUAAUUUACAACAAAUGUGUCGUGAUGAAAUAAUUGUAACAAAACCUCCAUUUAUAUCUUCAGUAAAAAGUUUUAUUUCUUCAAAUAUGAUCUGGUAUCGAUUGCAUCAAAGACCUGUUCAUGCAGCUUUAUUUAUUAUUGUUGUCAUUUGUAUUGUGAUUAGUUUUUCUUUAUGUCUAUAUUUUAUGUCAAACAAUAUUUAUGAUUCAAAUACUCGACGUUUUGAUGAUGAUUAUAAAUAUACACGAUUACAUGAUUCAACAUUUGACCUUGGUGCAAAUACUGAAAUUUCAAAUAGAAAUUCAACAUUAAGUGGAAUAGAAGAUGAAUCACAAUUGGAUCUCAAUGAUAAUCUUCAUUCAUUAGAACAUCAACGAUUAUUAAUUUGUUUCAACAUCAACAACAAACAAUUAUUUUUAAUUAAAAUGACAAGUAAUAAUGAUUUUAAUUCAUUAUUAUCACAAUUACAAGAACUUGAAAAAUCAAAAAAUUAUUUAACUAUUGGUAAUACAUUAGAUCGUCGUUUUGAUUCAAAAAUGAAUGAUAUUAUUAGAAAAUGGAUAUCAAAUGAUAGAUUAUCGAAUGAAGAAAAACAAUUUAUUGAUUUAUAUUCUAAUCUUCAAUUAUAUUUUGUUGAAUAUUGUUUUUUUGAUUCACAAUCAACAAUAAAUAAUGAAGAUAUUAUUGAAUUAUUUCGUAUAUGUUUAUUUCGAGCAAAACAAAUUGAUGAUUUAAAACAAGCUGUUAUAUUUAUUCGUGAUGAACAACCAUCUAAUGAUAAUAUAAAUGAAGAAGAUGAAAUGUUAAUUUAUCUUAUGCGUAUGCUUGAUGCACGAUCACUUGCAUAUCGAUUAUGUUUUAAAGAACUUACUCUACCUCCAAGAAAUCUUAAUAAUGAACUUAAUUUAUGUCUUACUCAUCUUCAUGCUAAAAAUUAUUUAUAUAAUAUGAAAUCAAAUAAUAAUACAAAUAAAAAUAUGUAUAUAAGUUAUCGUCAUCAAUUUUUUAUUGGAUGUUGUACAUUUGCUGUUGCAUUAUUUGAUGAAAAUAAACAUAGUUUAAAAAAUGAUGAUAAUAAAAAAUAUAUUUGUUUACUCGCAAAAUAUAUUCGAAUUGUAUUAAAUAUAAAAGAUUUCGAACAAAAUAAAUCAUUUCUUUAUUGUCUUCGUGGUAUUCUUGCUUUACUUACUAAUUGUGUUCCAACAGAAAAUUGGAUGCAUAUUAUUAAUAGAGCAUUAGCAAAUCCCAAUGAUGAUGAUGCGCAACAAGCAAAUCCAUUUAAUAUUGAUCUAUUUUCUUUAAUAAUUGUUCGAUUAUUAGGAUCAAAAACUCUUCGCGAUAAAGCAAUACGAUCUGAUUCAAAUGAUAUUAUUUCAUUAGUUGAUGUAGCACUUAUAUUUCUUAAUAAAUGGUAUGCUACAUCAAGAGAUCUGGAUGAUGAUGAUGAUGAUGGUGAUGAUGGAAAUAAUAAUACAUCUUCGUUAUCGGAUGAACCAAAUCAAGUUCUUCGUUUAUUGCGUUCGAGUAUAGUGGUAGAUGGAAAAUUAACUACAUUGGUAGAUGAAAACUUGAAUACAUCACGAAAAACAAAUCGUAAUAAAGAUCGACAAUUAAAUACAUCUCAAAUAAUAAUUCCUUAUAUUGAUGCAAAAUAUGAUCGUAUUCGUUUAAUGGCUAUGUCAAUAUUAUCAACUAUAAUGAAUUAUCAAGAUUUUAAAGAUUUACAAGAGAAAAAACCCAAUAUGGCUAAAGAUAUAGUAAAACUUAUAUUUGAUUUUAUUGAUCGAGCAAUUGCUCAAGGAACUCUUCAAUAUAGAGGAAUAUCAUUCGAACUACUUCUUCGUUAUUUACUUCGAUUUCUUGUUCAAGAUUUUGUUAAAAAACAAACGAUUCCAUAUAUACCAAAAAUAAUUACUUAUGCAGAACAGCGUCAUUUAAAUGCACUUAAAAUUCUUCGUAAAAUUUCUUCAUCACCAGAUACGAAACAAGAUUUAAGAAAUAAUUCCGAAUUAAAAGAAUUUUUAACAACUAAAGCUAAUGCUUUAUUUGCUAGUGAUCCAAGAAUGAAAAAUAUUAUCGAACAAAUUCGUCAAAAUCUUGCACCAGAACACCAAGACGAGCCUUCAACACCAAUUGAUACUACUAGUCGACAAGCAUUUAUUUCCUAUUGUCAUCGUGAUAAAUAUCAAUGUGAUAAAUUUGUUCAAGCAUUACGUGAAGCCAAGCUUUUUACAAAUAUUUGGGUUGAUACGAGUUAUAUGAAAGAUGACAUGGUUGAUACAAUAACAAGUGCUAUUCGUCAAUCGAAAGUUGUUUUUGUUCUUCUUAGUGAUGAAUAUUGUAAAUCUGAUUUUUGUCGACGCGAAUGGCAAUUUACUAUUACUAAAAAAAUUAAAGUUUAUCCUGUUUUUGUUCAAGAAGAUUUUAAAAGAGAAGCUUUUGAUUGGGUUGUAUUCAAUAUUGGUCACAAUCAUUUUUAUAAAAUUUAUAAAAAUGAUGAAUUACAACGUUUAAUUAAGAAUUUACAUAGUGAUAGUCAUGAACAUCGAAAAUUAUCAAAUAAAACAGUUCGUUUAAGUAUAUCACAAACAUCAGUGCCAGAAACAAUAGAAACUAAUUCAUUAGAUAAAAACAAAAAUUCGAAAAAAAAAUCAAUAGCUAAUUGGACAUCCCACGAUAUUCAAGAUUGGUGUCGUAAAAACAACCUUGAAAAAUGGUGUGAACCGUUAGCUCAUUAUCAUGGGCAAGCUUUAAUUGAACUAAGCAGAAUUUUAGAGAAUGAUACAAAUCUACAACAUAUUUCCAAUGGACAUGAUAUUACUGUGAUGGAUGUAGUUCUAUUUAAAUGUGAACUCCGUAAAUUAUUAUUACAAAGAAAAACAAGACGUAAACAACCCAAGAAAAAAAACGUAAUAGAACAUCAUUCCACAAACAUAUCAACUAAAUAA
Molecule: messenger RNA, 3933 nt
Organism: Rotaria sordida
Lineage: Eukaryota; Metazoa; Rotifera; Eurotatoria; Philodinida; Philodinidae
Source: the annotation of a GenBank genome assembly